AUGUGCUCGUGUACAGCACGCUUUCCCCGGUCUGUGGCAAUCAUGAAUCGGGAAGAACACUAUUACCCUCCUAACCACCUGUACAAGGACUCUUGCGCCUUCCAGAGACACCCCAACGAAGACUACAGCCAAAACCCUCCACCGUGUCUGUAUAUGAGUAGACAGACUCAGUCCGUCUACGCCUCACCGCCCUUGGGCGGCCAGGACCAGCCAAAUCUUACCGACAUUACUUCUUAUAACAUGUCGAGCCGGGAUGAUCUGGCUGGGCCUCAUGUUCACCUUCCACAGACUCCACAGACAUCUCUACAGACGCUCGGCGGUUACGGAGACUCUCUUGACCUGUGCGGGGAUCGGAACAGAUAUCAUUUGCCGUUCCCGUGGAUGAAGUCAACGAAAUCUCACACGCAUGCCUGGAAAGGACAGUGGACAGGCUCUUACAUGGUCGAAGCGGAGGAAAACAAGCGCACACGGACGGCUUACACCAGAGCGCAGCUGCUCGAACUUGAGAAAGAGUUUCUCUUCAACAAAUACAUCUCACGCCCACGCCGUGUGGAGCUGGCGCUCACCCUCAGCCUCACCGAGAGACACAUCAAGAUCUGGUUCCAAAACCGACGCAUGAAGUGGAAAAAGGAGGAGGACAAGAGGAGAGCCAGAGGAGUGGAUCCCGAACAGGAUUCCUCCAUCACGUCCGGAGAUCUUAAGGAUGAGUCGUGUGUCGCUCCAGGAACUCUAACGGGACCCCCCUCACCCCUGCACUCUCAUGUGCCUCCUGUCCCACAAGACUCGUAAAACAAACACUGUCCAAAAGAGACGUGUGUCAUCAGCACGAUCUAUCAGCCUGCCAUCUACGAUUGGAACUAUAAGCGUGCCACAUUGUCUCAUUCUGACAAUCACAACAGUCAAAUCCUGUAAAUCUGUACAGUACAACUAAAAGAUUGACAGUAGGGGGCGAUCUCAGUUGUGUGAGAGGCGAAGCUUCCGUGGAGUCAUUUUUUGGGGAGGUGUUUUUGUGUAAUAGAAAUUCAUGACGUCAUUGAAACAAAUGUUCGCUAUCAAAUAUAUAACUAUAAUUGAUAUGUAUUCGUAUUUAUAGAUAGACCAUGAAUAGUCAGAUACAAAUGAAUUUAUUUCUUAUGAAUUUCUUUCAGUAACAUUCAUACUAUUUAUGCAGCUACUACUAAACAAAUUAAAAGCAUGUGUGCAGUGUGGCGUCAUGUUAUUUGUUUUAAUUUAGUGCAAAUUAGUAAAACAAAGCAACCCAUAAAGGACAAUCCAACUUAUUCUAAAAAAGCAGAAGUAAUAUGGGCGAGACUUCCGGUUCAUUAGCCGUUAUAGGGAAAUAACGAGAAGAAACAACGUGCAGUAAAAAAAGUAAAACUGCACUACAAACCAGUGUGCUUAUAAUUAAGAUAAACACAUUUAAAAUAAUAUGGAAAGACACGUCUAUUUGCAAUAUCAAGCAGCAAAAUGAACUGAUUUUUUACAGCUAAAAAUAGCUGGACUUGGAUGAGACUGGAAGCCAGACCCAUAAUAUUUACAAAUGGCCGCACCCACUCUUACAGGAAA
Molecule: messenger RNA, 1566 nt
Organism: Labeo rohita (rohu)
Lineage: Eukaryota; Metazoa; Chordata; Actinopteri; Cypriniformes; Cyprinidae
Gene: pdx1
Product: pancreatic and duodenal homeobox 1
Exons: 2
Coding region: 1-789 (262 amino acids)
Biological process (GO): type B pancreatic cell differentiation; regulation of transcription by RNA polymerase II
Cellular component (GO): nucleus
Molecular function (GO): RNA polymerase II cis-regulatory region sequence-specific DNA binding; DNA-binding transcription factor activity, RNA polymerase II-specific
Source: RefSeq, a predicted model, not a curated record